UUUCCUAAGGAAUUUCCGUGGGUUUGUAUGCCUCAUUCGUCACUUUAGAAGAUAAUACAACACAUGCUUCGAAAUGGGUGAUAAAACCAGAAGGAUUGGAGUUACCCCAAUUUUACUAGGCUUCCUAUUGCUAAUUGGCUUAGUUUGUGGCAUCUUCUAUCACUGUGACAUUCUUAUUAUCAGCGUAGAGCCGUGUGACCAGUGUUACAAUGGUGGAAAUUUGAGCCAGGAAACCAAGACAUGUACCUGUGCCGAGGGAUAUAGUGGUCAAUGCUGUGAGAUCAACACCGAGUGGAGUGAAUGGACGCCUUGUUCUAAGGUGUGUGGCCCAGGAAGUCAAUUUAGAAUUAAACAGAAUUUUUGCCCGAGUAACUUGCAAAACUGUUCUCAAACUAUGGAAGAAAGGGUUUGUAAUGUUCAUUGUUUUUAUGGGGGAACUCUAUCGAAUGUUAGCAACGAAUGUAUCUGUCUAAGUGGCUACGGCGGAGAGUUUUGCGAAUGUGAGAUACAGGACUGUGAAAUGACCCCGUGGAGCGAAUGGUCAACGUGUACUCGGACGUGUGGUCCUCAAGGAACGCGAUUCAGGACACGUAAUGUGAACAAGCAACCGACUUGCGGUGGAGCCCCGUGUUCCGAGAACAUAACCGAGACAGAGAAUUGUAAUAGGGAAUGUUACAACGGAAUUCUGGACUACAGUAGUGACCAAUGUAUCUGUCCAGCCGGAUACAACGGAGAGUGCUGUGAGUGUAAGAUCCAAGACUGUGUUAUGACCCCGUGGAGCGAUUGGUCAGCGUGCACGCACACGUGUGGGCCACUUGGAACAACAUUCAGAACUCGUGAUGUGGACAUUGCACCCACGUGUGGUGGAACCGAAUGUUCUAAAUUCAUGGAGAGAAAUGAGUGUAAUCGAGAAUGUUACAACAACGGAAUUCUAAGUUACCGAAGUGACAAAUGUGAGUGUCCAUCCGGAUAUAAUGGAGAGUGCUGUGAGUGCAAGAUCCAAGAUUGUGUUAUGACCUCGUGGAGUGAUUGGUCAGCUUGCUCCAAGACAUGUGGAUGGGAUGGAACACACUUCAGAACACGUGACGUGUACAAAGCACCCACGUGUGGUGGAACAGAAUGUCAUUGGUUCGUCGAUCAAGGGUCAUGUAACUAUGGGGUGACGUGUGACAGUGGCAGACACCCUCUGCACAUCCCCACUUUAUACCUGUCACUAUUUUUUUCCUAUAUGUAUAUAAAGCUUCAAGCUAGUAUUAUUCUUAUUCCUAGCAAAGAAAUUUCUUCUUUGGAGAUAAUGGAGUUUUCUUAUCCUGAAUCUGAUUUGAACUUCAAAAUGGAUUAUAAAAACAACUCCAGAAAAUUGAGGAUUGUGCUAAUUGUACUAGGCCUACUAUUCUUCCUACUAGUAGUAGUCGGUUUUAUAGUUUGUGGAGUCUACCACCAUGUCUAUGAAUGUCAUCAGUGGACUGAAUGGAUGCCUUGUUCUAAAGAUUGUGGCGCAGGUAUCCAGUAUAGAGUAAUGCUGAAAGAGAAUGACUAUGUUGACUUGGAAGAAAAAUGUUCUCUGAAAGCUAUCGAGGAAAGAGCUUGUAAUGUUCAGUGUUAUCAUGGAGGAAUGCCAUCAAAUUAUACUAAAGAAUGCAUUUGUGAAAGUGGCUACGGCGGAGAGUGUUGCGAAUGUGAGAUACAGGACUGUGAAAUGACCCCGUGGAGUCAGUGGUCAGCGUGCACUCGGGAGUGUGGUCCUCAAGGAACGCGAUUUAGAACACGUGAUGUGGCCAAGCAACCGACUUGCGGUGGAGCCCCGUGUUCUGAGAAAAUCUCCGAGAAAGAGAAUUGUAAUAGGGAAUGUUACAACAACGGAAAUUUGAGUAGUGACCAAUGUUUCUGUCCAGCCGGCUACAACGGAGAGUGCUGCGAGUGUAAGAUCCAAGAUUGUGUAAUGACCCCGUGGAGCGAUUGGUCAGCGUGCACGCACACGUGUGGGCCACUUGGAACAACAUUCAGAACGCGUGAUGUGGAGAUUGCACCCACGUGUGGUGGAACCGAAUGUUCUAAAUUCAUCGACAAAAACGAGUGUAAUAGAGAAUGUUACAACAAUGGAAGUCUGAGUAGUGACCAAUGUAUCUGUUCAGUCGGCUACAAUGGAGACUGCUGUGAGUGCAAGAUCCAAGGCUGUGUUAUGGCCCCGUGGAGCGAUUGGUCAGCGUGCACGCACACGUGUGGGCCACUUGGAACAACAUUCAGAACUCGUGAUGUGGACAUUGCACCCACGUGUGGUGGAACCGAAUGUUCUAAAUUCAUCGAGAGAAAUGAGUGUAAUCGAGAAUGUUACAACAACGGAAUUCUGGGUCACCGAAGUGACAAGUGUGAGUGUCCAUCCGGAUAUAAUGGAGAGUGCUGUGAGUGCAAGAUCCAAGAUUGUGUUAUGGCCCCGUGGAGCGAUUGGUCAGCGUGCACGCACACGUGUGGGCCACUUGGAACAACAUUCAGAACUCGUGAUGUGGACAUUGCGCCCACGUGUGGUGGAACCGAAUGUUCUAAAUUCAUCGAGAGAAAUGAGUGUAAUCGAGAAUGUUACAACAACGGAAUUCUAAGUUACCGAAGUGACAAAUGUGAGUGUCCAUCCGGAUAUAAUGGAGAGUGCUGUGAGUGCAAGAUCCAAGAUUGUGUUAUGACCUCGUGGAGUGAUUGGUCAGCUUGCUCCAAGACAUGUGGAUGGGAUGGAACACACUUCAGAACACGUGACGUGUACAAAGCACCCACGUGUGGUGGAACAGAAUGUUAUUGGUUCGUCGAUCAAGGGUCAUGUAACUAUGGGGUGACGUGUGACAGUGGCAGACACCUUCUGCACAUCCCCACUUUAUACCUGUCACUAUGUUUUUCCUAUAUGUAUAUAAAGCUUCAAUAAACACAUCUCUACAAUUUCAGAAUGUCAUAAGCCUACGUGAAAAUCGAUAUCAAAGAUAGCCUGUAUGUAACCAUAGGCCUAUAAGCCUAAAUAACCUCCCUCCAUCAAUAAAAUUGAUCAAUACAGAUUUAUAUUUACAAAUUACUAUACAAAGUAAAAUUAACCCUAAUAUAGGAAUAUGUAUAGAAGUACCUUAAAGGGGACUGUAAUCUCUUAUGAAUGAAAAAAAAACUGCAAUAUAAUAUUAGAGCCUACUAAUUUAUAUGCUAACACUUAAUGACAUUGGUGCAGGACUAGUGAUUUAGAUUAAUAUAGAUAGGAUUAUUUUCAGCGGCAGAUGUGUGACAUUUUAACGGUGCAUUCAAAUAUAAAAGGUAGGCCAAGAUAAGCUUAAUCACUUUUCUAAUUGACAAAACCCUUCAAAGCAGGGGUGGCUUUAUGAUUUGCACGAUGAAUUGUGGUUUUUCUCCCCUACAGGGGUGGGGAAUGGGGGGGGGGCAGCUCUCCCCGACGGGGCCCUGGCUCCCCGCCCCACCCCCGCUGGCUCCAACCCUACUCUAAAGAAUUAUAAACAUUAUCUACAUAAC
Molecule: messenger RNA, 3498 nt
Organism: Anneissia japonica
Lineage: Eukaryota; Metazoa; Echinodermata; Crinoidea; Comatulida; Comatulidae
Product: protein eyes shut homolog
Exons: 2
Coding region: 74-2911 (945 amino acids)
Molecular function (GO): metal ion binding
Source: RefSeq, a predicted model, not a curated record